UCCUCUUCUGAGGCUCCCUCAUUUCAUCCAUGUCAACCUAUUCGUUUAGCGAGCUUCUUGGUUUCACUUCUAUAGCUUGUUGGCUCGGCGCACAGUUUCCCCAAGUGGUGGAGAACUUCCAGAGGAAGUCUUGUGAAGGCCUAUCGCUCCCUUUCCUCUUCAACUGGCUCCUUGGCGAUCUUUCCAACCUGAUCGGAUGCAUCCUUACCCACCAACUCCCGUUCCAGACAUGGCUCGCAACAUACUUUUGCUUAGUCGACUUCUCGCUACUCAUUCAAUAUUUCUAUUACGGUGGAGGGACUUUAACGACCUCACGAGUCAGUGUCUCGUCACGUUCACGAACUGUCUCCAGGCGAGCAUUAUCAUUCGAAAGGAAUACUUCCCACUACCGCACUCUGUCGGCAGUUGCCAGUAACGUUGCUGCAUCAGCUGCUCUCGCGGCUCAGCAUGACGCUGAAGUAGAAGCAAGGCAUGCACGCAAGCAUCAAGAGCGCGACUUAACUGGACACGAAUCGAUCCCCAAGUCAACGAUACCAUCAGAACGUGUUGAUGAAGUAGACGAUGCCGUGUUCUCCGCCGUAUCUGAUAGCUUUCAUUCGGAUAAUGGACACGGUAGCGGAAGAAAACGGGUGUCCUGGAGCCAAGAGCGUUUGGAUGUGCAUGGCGGCUCAACGCAUCGGCAGUUAUCUCCUGUGCUUCCACCUUCCCUUCGGAUCACAUCAAGUCGUGAACUGCCUUCCGUCUCGCCGACAGGGACGCGCGGACGUGCACUGCAGCGAGACAUCGACGGGGAGGGGGACACGUACGACGAUAUUGAGCCUUCCAGCAGACAGCCCUCAAGUUCUCGGAGAACGAGCUCUAGAGCCAGUCGACGAGGCGCUGCCAUGGUCUUCCUUGGGGUUUGGGCCCUCUUCAGCUUUGGCACGGUGACACGUAAUGAUGGGGCCAUUUCUCUACGCAGCCGGGUCCUUGGAAGGGGCCUAUCUACCGAAGUUGACAAAAGUACGCCUACACGUCGUAGUGGAGGCGAAGAAGUCAACAUACUUGAAACUUGGGCUUUGGAAAAUAGCUCCGUGAUAGUUGAGCUUCCCGCGGUACCAGAUGCAGAGGAUCAUGUGCGGCUGGAUAUCGAGGAGAACCCUCCCUCAACGGAGCGUAUUGUCGGGCGUUUCUUCGCCUGGCUGUGUACUACAUUAUACCUGACCUCAAGAUUACCACAAAUAUGGAAAAACUAUGUCAGAAAAUCAGUUAAAGGACUCUCAUUAUACCUUUUUGUGUUUGCUUUCUUGGGCAACUUCUUUUACGUAUGUUCCCUCCUCUCAUCACCCCCAGCGCAUGCGCCUCCACCAAUAUCCACGGAUUUCUUCAAAGAGAGCAUCCCUUACUUGCUAGGCAGUGGGGGCACUUUUGUGUUCGACGUCACAAUCGUUUCUCAGUUCGCCGUUUAUCGCGUGCGUAAACCACGUCAACGAGGGCGUAGUAACUCCGCACGGCAUCGAACGAUAUCAGAGGAGGAAUCUGGACUAUUGUCAGGGGAUGCUCUUGCAAACUCCCAAAUAGAAGAGAACCGUCCAACAAGAAGCAGGACUUCUGGUCAUCAGGCAAACAUCGAGCAUUCUGAAACGGCUGGCACGAACUCCUCCUUCGACGACCCGCGUCCCGAUCAUCUGCGGGCUUUGGUGUUGGACUAUCUCUGUCACAGUUCAUACACAAAAGCCGCCCAGACUUUUGCGAAGGAAAGCUCCGUGCACCAUCUGGACGCUGAUGGUGACGAGAUCAUGCCUUCCGAAGGCGAUGCGGGGGAUUAUGUCGCUAAGAUCUUGACGGAGGAACGAAUGAGCAAAAUACAUCUCCGUAACCGCAUACGUCUGAAGAUCCUCUCAGGUAGGAUAGAUGAGGCAACAGAGCUACUAAACCAACACUUCCCUUCCGUCCUUUCGGAAAUCCCACCACAUAAGCAGGGCGACGCUUCCAGUUCUUCUCACAAGGUGGAUUACAUCUCAUCUACGACAGUGGAGCCCGCGCAUCUUUCCCUGAAUUUGAAGAUACAAGCCUUCAUUGAAGGCUGCCGCACAAAGUCUCUGCCCUACCAUUCGUCAUCCAUGUAUGAGAAUGCUGAGCCACCCGUCCCUGGACCCUCCAGCGCAUCAGCGGAUGACGAAAGUGCAGCGCAACUACUAGCUCGAGCCCAGAAGAUGCACCGCAGCGUUGUAUCGCUUACAAAGCCAGGUGAUAGAAAAUUGUUUAUGGAAGAACUCGAGAAUGUCAGCAGCUUGCUUGUAUACCCGGUUCCAGAAGAGAGCCCAGUGUCCAAAUACCUUUCCCAGGAGCGUCGUGACAAAGUGGCUGAUCAGAUCAAUAGCGCUAUUCUCUAUCGCUGUGAUCUUCCCGCAGUAUCCCUCCUGGAGCUUGCUGCUCGAUAUAACAGCGCCAUAUUUGCCUCAUUACAACACCUUCAUGUCAAAGUCCCGUCCAAGAGCAACAGACCACCAGGUAUUUCUGGUGCAACUUUAGCCGCAGUCACGAGUUCGGGAUCAAGUGGCAGCGAUAGGGACAUUUCGGAGUAUCUGAGGGCUUUUGAUCAACGAAGUUUCCUAGAUUCUAAGGUGUAGUUUGAUAUUAUCGCACGUAUUUAGUAUUGCAUUCCAACGAUGGCAAAAACCUACAUACCUUUCUGCUGUAUAUUGUCCUUUAAGAUACUAUUCAUCUGGCGUCUCAUGUGCUUCAUGCAUUGUCUUGGGUGUAAUAUUCGGUCGCAGUGUCUUAUUCCCAUUACAAUUUCUUGCGC
Messenger RNA from Coniophora puteana RWD-64-598 SS2, 2788 nucleotides. RefSeq lists its product as uncharacterized. The transcript has 11 exons. Gene Ontology annotation, molecular function: protein binding. The record is from RefSeq and is a predicted model, not a curated record. The coding region runs from base 30 to 2612 and encodes 860 amino acids. Lineage: Eukaryota; Fungi; Basidiomycota; Agaricomycetes; Boletales; Coniophoraceae.